Penicillium roqueforti is the source of this 897-nucleotide messenger RNA. RefSeq names its product opsin family protein. The transcript is spliced from 2 exons. NCBI's taxonomy places the organism in Eukaryota, Fungi, Ascomycota, Eurotiomycetes, Eurotiales, Aspergillaceae. The coding region runs from base 1 to 897 and encodes 298 amino acids. Gene Ontology annotation, cellular component: endoplasmic reticulum; plasma membrane. The record is from RefSeq and is a predicted model, not a curated record.
AUGGAAUCAUUAUCUGCUUUCGUCAAGCGCAAUGACGCGCUUAAAAUCAAUCCUCCUUCCGCCGCUAUCCAUAUCACUAGCCGUGGCAGUGACUGGCUAUGGACUGUCUUUGCGAUAAACUACUUCUCUCUUGUCGUCUUCCUUGGCCUCUUGUUCCGGACCCCGCGCAGAGACCGCAUCUUCCACUACAUCAGUAUCCUGACCGUUACUCUCUCUGGUAUCUGUUACUUUACCAUGGCUUCCGAUAUUGGCUCUAUUGCUGUUGCCCCCGAAUGGGUACGAAGCAGUCAUGAAGUCGCCGGAGCCACUCGACAGGUGUUUUGGAUCCGGUACUUGGACUGGUUUACUACGAUGCCUUUGAUCAUUUUCAAUGUGCUGCUGACAGCGGGUGUCUACUGGCACACCAUCCUAUACACUGUCAUGAUGACGAUCAUCUUUGUCAUCCUGUUCUUCGUCGGUGCCAUCGUCCCUGAUACCUAUCGCUGGGGUUACUACACCAUCGGCACCGUGGCGCUUUUCCUUGCCUUGGAGAACAUCGUCUGGGCUGGCAUCACCCACGCCAAUGCCCUGGGUGGUAAUAUCAAAAAGUUCUACACCUUCUUGGGCCCUUACGUCUUUAUCCUCUGGAUCCUGUACCCUAUUUGCUGGGCCUGUUCAGAGGGUGGCAAUGUCAUUGCCCCGGACUCGGAGCAGAUCUUCUACGGUAUUCUGGAUGUGUUCAGCAAGCCCAUCUUGUGUUGGAUUAUCCUCUUUGCCCACACCCGCAUUGAUAUCACCCAGCUGGAUCUCCGUCUCUAUGACCGUGGAGAUGUGGAGAGGAACACUCCAAGAUUCAAUGAGAAGGAGGAAGAGAGAGGUGUGGCCGCUGCCAACAACGAUCCCGCCCAAAAUGUUUAG